This is a messenger RNA of Bactrocera dorsalis (oriental fruit fly), 2055 nucleotides long. RefSeq lists its product as uncharacterized. The record is from RefSeq and is a predicted model, not a curated record. Lineage: Eukaryota; Metazoa; Arthropoda; Insecta; Diptera; Tephritidae. Gene Ontology annotation, cellular component: cilium.
GCAAGUCAACAUGAUAAUGUUGUUAAACGACCCCUCUUCAUCACUACAGUACCCACUGGAGUGUUCUUACCACCUCCGAAAGAGCCGCCGUUACCUUGGUUUCUAAAGCCUCACAUAUAUGCAUAUUCCUCACAUCCAGUAGUGCUGUCAGGUAGCAAUGCCGCAGCAACCGACAACGCUAAUGACAAAAUCCAUAAUAGCUCUGUAGCGUCAGCAAAGAUCUCCGCAUGCGAUAAAGUAAUGUCGGCGAACCAGUUAAAAAGUAUAAGGGCUAACUCUAAAGCGAAUACAGUUUCGGGUACCACUCUAAGCCGAUCUUCGAAUGUUAAUGGUUCGGCAACAAAUGGCUUACGGCGUGGUCAGCCAUCGCCUCCAUCUCGAGAUCCUUUGACGGGUAGUGUAAACCUCACCAAACAACAAUUUCGUGAACAAAUACAACAGCAUCGUGCAAAAAGAGAUAUUCCUCCACAAACUUACCGCAAUGUUAUGUACGACCGCCGUGUAAUACGUGGAUCCGUUUUCGGUACGCAGCAACUUUUGGAAAACUCAGAUCCUUUUGAUAAAGCGGCUGAAAUUCGUCGACGCCAUGCCAUAAGGAAGCAAAAGGUAUGUCGAAGUCAACGUAAUAUCCUUGGAACUCCACCGCCUGUUAACGGUCGACGGCAUGAAGUUAUUCAAACCGAAAAAUAUUUGGAAGAACUUGUACAACGACCUCCGGAAUUCUCCGUAGAUACACAGACCGAUUUGUUCCUUGAAAAACCACCUGAACCACCUUAUAUCCCGUCCAAAGUGGGUGUAGAUGCUGCUACCGAAAUUGCCGACGGUGAACUUUUCCACUUUGAUGCUGAGGCUCAACCAAUUAUCGAUAUUCUCGUCGACGCUUGUAUCGAACAAAGCAUGCUGGAGGUUGCGCAUGAACAAGAAAUUGCUGAACUUCGGCGUCAACAAGCCGAAUUCCUUGCUCAACGAGAAGCUGAGUUGGCUGAACUGCGUCGCCUUGAAGCCGAGGAAAUACGUUUACAAGCCGAAAAAGAGCGCCGUUUGCAACAGGAUACAAUAGCCAAAGAAUUAGAUGAAGAAAUGCAAAAGAGUGUAACCGCUGCUAAAUUAUUACAAGGCCAUAUUGCUGGUUUACUACCUGAGGUUUUGGACAACCUUGAACCAGCAACGGACGCAGCAAAGAAGGAACACCUAAUGAAAACCAUCGCACCUUGGCUAACAGUUGAAGUAGCAGAGGAAGUUGGCCACAUCGUGGACUCCCGUGAGAUACUCACCGCCAUCAUUCAGGAGAUCAUCAAACAGCGUGCAACUGCAUAUGCUGGUUACAAAGAAGAAAUGCCGCUGGAAACCGUAAUGGAACGUGGUGAAGAUGAUAUUUUGGAAGAGGCAACAAAAGAAGAAAUAUGUACGUGUGAGUCAAGUGAUAUUAGCAGUGAGAAAACAGAUAAAUGUGACGACACGUCAAAGAAAGUGUGAUCAAAACUGAAAUUUGUUUACUGUUAACUGAUUUAUUUUUGCUCCCUAAAAUUUAUGUCUUAACGAAACAAAUUGAAAUGAAAACUUUGGAUAUUCAAAUACAAGAAUACAUAUGUAUGUAUUAUGAAGCUGGAUUAAAAUUUACGCGUUGACGAAAUACAUACAUAUGAGCGAUAUGUGGCACUCGACAACAUCAAACAAAUAAUGAAAAUCUUUCAAAAUUAUACAGAAUUUGUUUAUGAAUGCUGCUGACGCCGAAGGAUACGUCCUUAGGGAAUUUUGUAAAUACAAAAAGCACAAAUGUUAAUUAACAAAUUACAGCAACAAUAUGAAGCGCUCUUCAAUGCAUUUUACAUUUUUACGCGUUUUCUCGCAGUUUAGCUAUGAUGUCAGUUAACAUUUAUGGCUUUUUUUAUUCCUAAAAUUCUCUGGUCGUCGAAGCUGUCGCAUUAAAAUGAAAAUAUUGCUUAUGAGCACUGUUUAUUUCUUAUAUAAUUAAAUAUAUAAUUCAAUAUUAUAAUAAACUAAUAUUAAAAAAUUUGUUUUAUGUACUACUAGAGGACCCGUCCACGCUUCACU